Molecule: messenger RNA, 6879 nt
Organism: Paramuricea clavata
Lineage: Eukaryota; Metazoa; Cnidaria; Anthozoa; Malacalcyonacea; Plexauridae
Source: the annotation of a GenBank genome assembly
AGAAACCAGGAAAAGCGUUGUUGGAGAAACUUCAGAUUCAAUACUCAAAACUACAUCAGCUCUGUCGCGGUAAGUAUAUUGUACAGUACAAACAUUGGUUUACGAAAUGUUAGAGAGUGGUCGAUACCAUGAAAGAUUGAGCAAAUAGUAGAUACGCUAUAAAUAUAUUGUAGAUAGAUGUACUUCUUAUUUGUUUUACAUUGAAAUAUCGCUGUUUAGGUGACGGCGGAACAACUUCAGAGAAUGCUAUUGAGUUAGCCCCAUUGGAACACGACUCGUCCUACGCCAAGAAAAGGGUAACAUGAAAAAUGUUUUGUCAGCAUAGUUAACGAUUAUGCAUAUCUUGGAAUUGAUAUUUCUUGUAUUUUGUAGUUGAACAUUGAGGUAGCCAUUCAGGAAGCAUUUCUGAGAUUUAACAUCGCUAUUUUAAAAGGAUAUAGGUAAUUUUGACAUGCCUUUUAUACUGAAAGGUCGCCACAACAGUCCAAUAAACGUUCUAAGGGACCGGUCAUUAUAUAUGAAGGGGGCAGGGGGGCACCGAAGAGAAUGUUGUUCUUUGUAAAAAGUUUGCUGAUCCUAACCAUUAAAUUUUUUUACCCAAUCUCGAAUAUCAAUAAAAAAGUAAAUAUAUACCCACUUCCGGCGAAAAUCCUUACGAAAGGAUACCGUUCAGUUGUCACACAUGUCCUUUACAAACUUUUGUGGCAUGAGUGUGAUAACUGCUUGUGCAAUUUUCUGCAGUCUAAAGUUUCAUGUUGUCUGCACAAGUACUUUCUUUGGAGACAACAUUUGCCUCCUGACAAAUCGGGAAAUGAUCAAGAUAGUGACUCCGAUUGAUUUACAUAAAUUGACGUAUGACUGUUGACAUUGAUUUCGAGUCUUCAAUAUUUGAGUGAGUCAUGCUUUGGAAAUAACAAUAAAUUUUUAUUACCCAACCCUUGAGUUGUUUUGUUUUUCAUUUACCCAACCUUUUACUCAACCAAAAUAUUGUUUACCCAACCCUUUUCUCUUCGGUGCCACCCCCCGUCAUAAAUAAUGACCACUCCUUAAUAAACUUUGUCACAUUUUGUUUUGUCCAGGUCUUACUUAAAGCCUAUACUUGAAGUGUCAAAGAAUAUGACGGAUCUUAGCCAGGAUUCAUUAUUUGAUUUACAAGGUAUCGAUUAUGUAACGUAUUUUAUUGCACAAGUUUCUGAUCAAGUCCAACUUUUUGUCCUCACCAAAUCCAGUGGCCAUUUUCGCCACCAUCUGGGCAAUCUCAUUCUGCCAAACAUUUCUGUGAAGCUUAGUAACAGCCCCAGUGACCUCUAUAUAUCUGGAGAAAGAACUUCAGUCAUUUGGCCCAUGAGAAAAAUGAAACCAAGAUAGCGGCCAUUGACGUCCAAUAGCUAGAAAGAUCGUAAACAGUUUUAAUACCAUUUUUCCCCAGCUAAUUCCAGUUCUUUUUUCUAACGCACCGUAUCGCUAAACAAGUUGUCAGUUCAUAAAAUUAUGGUGUUAUUCUUUUAAUUGAUGUCAAAAUACGAAAUUUCGGCAGACUCCUUGCCUCGUGUUAACUGACGUCCAAUAGCUCUUCAAUUUCUGCCAUCUUUUUUUCCCUUGCUGAGCACCUUAGCAGAUGAAGCUGAAUCCAUUACUGGACCGAAUAAGCAUAAAUGUGUAUGUUAGCUUCGUUGCUACAGGUCCUUGCAAAUUGUAUGCACCACAUUGUGCUCCAAAACUUUAUUAGUACUAUUUUACAAUUCAAUAGUGGUUAUGCACUUUUUUAACUUUUCCAUAUCUGACUUCAGACUACAAUUCCAUGCGUAUGAUAUAUGAUAUCCUUAGUUGUCAGUUGUCAACCCACGUCAUAAACUAACUAAUUGUACAUUACAUUUACAGUCAAAUAGUACAGCUUAACAUGUACAGUAUUAUAACUGUGUGUGUUUUGUUUUCUCUACAGGUUUCUUGAAAUCUCGGCCAAGUUCUUAUCACAAGUUCCUUCAAAUUACCACCAAGACGCAGGUCUGUUUAUUAUUGUGAUCUAGAGUGUAAUAACAUUGUUUAGUAUAAUUACAUAGGUGAUUAUUGAAAAUUCUCCACGCUGAUUGGUUGCCGUUGAGGUGAUUAUUACGCGAUAAUCACCUAAGCGAUUUUCAAAAUGGCGGCCGAAGCCUUUUUGUCAAUUAAAUGACGAAGAGAUGUGUAUUUUUUUUAUUUUUUCCAUAUAAUCACCUAUGAAAUUAUACUAAAACAAUUAUUCACCUCAGGCUCGGUGAUUAUCGUGAAUAAAAACCUCGACUUCGUCUCGGUUUUUAUUCACCGAUAAUCACCUCGCCUUCGGCGAAUAAUUGUUAAGUAUUGCUAGUGUAGGCCUGUAUCUUACAGUAUCAAAGUUUAUGUGAUCACUGCAGUAGGAAUUUUGCAUAGGUAGAUUCUAAGUUUUGAAGGAUUUGGCCAAAAAAUUCCUACCUAGCUUUUGGAAUAUAUACAUACCGACCCUAAUAAAUACCGACCCUACACUUUUUUGUUGGAUCAUGCUGGUUUUGUUGGAUCAUGUAAGUGUUUCCACUUAGAGGAAAAUGUUUGUGGAAAUUUGAAAUUUGAGGCAAUAUUAGGAAAAUUUAUCUUCGGAUGUGGAAGCACUGACUAAACAAAAUGGCGUCCGGUUGUUAGGAACAUUUAAAAAAAGUUAAAACCAACCUACCCUAUACCUAAGUUUUUACAAGAAGAAAUAGAAAACCCACAUUUUUUUGGCCUUUCUAGGAAAUAUUCGAGGGAACUGACUCAGUGUUUAGCACUAAGUCAGUUUCCUCAAACAUUUCUUACAAAUUCUUCAGAACUUAGAAUUUAUCCAUGCAAAAUUCCUACUGUGAUCACAGAAACUUUGAUAUUGUAAACCAGUCUUUACCCACCUGUGAGUGUUGGCCAUUCGUAAUUUAUCAAAUAUUGGAUUAUAGACGAAAUUUUUGUUUACGUUUAUAGUUGUUUUGUCGAUUUAUUGAGCAGCGGUCUUUUGUGUCAUCGCAAGACCGUUACUUAGAAUUCUAUGACGAAUGCUCGGAAAAGGUAGGCGAUUACGCAGAUAUUGAUAUUUCUAUAAAACUCAUUAAGAGGCAAUUUUUUUCAAUGUUUUUGCGAUGAAAAGUGCAUGUUGAAAAACCUAAAUUCUUUUUGGCGUUCCUGUCAUAAAAAAAGUAGUAGAAAAUUGUCAAUUAAAAUACAGUUAUCAACGCCAUGCAUAUUUACAGUAAUAUAAGCUGAACGUCAGAUAUCAUUUUCUCUUUGGCGUACCAUACAGUAAUGAAACUAUAUCUAUCAAUCACUUUAUUGCAUGGUCGUGAAAUAAUAUAAUGAUAUUGGUAGACAAUUAGGUAAACUUACAAUCUGACUUCAUUGUGAUGCGACUGAAGCUAUACAACAUACGGUAUUUUUAUGUAGCCAAACCGAGUGUAUUGGUGUCCGACCGAACUGUAGCUUUUUCCGACGUAAAUCAAAAUGUACCCUAGCCCAGGACUAGAGGCUUGUAUGUUAAAUGGAAAAUCAGAGUACUAUUGUACCGGGUGGCCCAAAAAAAAGUACUCCUGUUUGAUUCGUAAUAACUUCUAAACAAGUAAAGUUUUUAAAGAGAAAUAACUUGCAUUAAAUAGAGGAAGUACUAACUUAGAUUUUGAUAUAUUACAGUUGUAUUUAACUUAAAAAUUCAUCGAGAUAUUAAUGUUAAAAAUGGGGAGCAUAUUUUGGAAAGUGUCUAAAAUUAGCGAAAAUCGGCAUAUCAAAUAUUAACUCCAGCGUUUGUUUGCUUAAUGACAUAUUAGGCUAACUUGUAUUUCAGCGAAUUAUCGUUAAGGUUUGUAAGGGAUAUGGCGUAGAUUUAGACAUCUUACAUGUAAGUCUUAGCUCAUUGUUUCCUGAAAUAUGAACGUUCGAAAUUAUGCAAGUAUUUAAUAUUAGGUCUUUGCAAACUUAAAUGUACAUGAAAGACUGACCAUGGAAGGCAGGCGCUUAAAUUUUUCGUAUUCUUAAAUAGCCUAAUUUUUUAUGUUUUUAAUGGGUUCAAACAGACUGAGUAGAUUAUUUCUCGGUUAGAGCAGGAUGAAUAUUCUUUAUUGAAGGAAAUAAUAUUGCUUUUUGCAAAUACACAUCACCGUAUCAACGCUACUAUUUUGUUACGUUUUGUUCCAAAAAUGUUGCAUGUCUCUGGGGAGUUGCUUAAUUGUUAUGUCUUAUGGAGUUGUAUGGUUUGAUUGUGUUUCAUAUAAUUCUCAGUUUACUCCAUGAACUUGCCAAGAUUAAGAAACGGCAAAAGAGUUUGGGUGUUCUUACCAAGAUUUCAGAACGUUGCAGAAGUUAGAAGAGCUUCACAAUUCCGUUGUGACAGCAUGCCCUAAUUCAGAACUACGAACGAUCCAAUGACGAUCCUUCGCGAUGCAGUGGUCUCAUGAAAUAAGGAAACGUAUUCGUGCUAGGAACACACGCGAAUUUCGGACGAAUGAAUCUUGCUUGUAUUUUGUAGAUAUAAUAAUACUUUGUUUCAUAAUAAACAAUUUGUCAAGUGUCAUUUAUUUACUGGUAAUAGUGCAUGUUUCAGUCGGGCAAAUCUUGAUUAAUAUUUGAUACGCCGAUUUUUGCAUAUUUCAGACACAUCCAGAAAUAUCCUCCCGAAUUUAAAGAUUAAUAUCUCCGUGAAUUUUUAAGUGAAAUACAACUGUAAUAUAUCAAAGUCUAAGUUAGUCCUUCCUCUAUUUGAUGCAAGUUAUUUCUCUUUAAAAGCUAUACUUGUUUAGAUGUUAUUACGAAUCAAACAGGAGUACUUUUUUUUGGGCCACCCGGUAUAAAAGGUCAACUGGAAAUGUUGUUUUACCGUAGUCGAGCGCGGGGCGGCGAGCGAAAUGGUGAAGUGGAAAACGAGCUUAAAUUGUCGAAGUCUUUUUUAAUACUGCUGUUCUGGAAAGCAACUUAAUUUUGGCUUGGAAAUAAAGAAACAAAUUAUUUAAUAUCUUUACAACAUUUACCGUUUAUUCAUUUGUGUCAUUCAGACUUAUUUCCCAGUGAAAACUGAACUGAAGGUCAUCGGACAUAUGUCCGACCCAAACUCAACGUCACCGGACAUUUUGUCAGACGGUCCUGUAAAAGAUAUUUUAAGGCCUGAUACUUUGUAGCUACAAACACUAGCUGGCUAUAAGAUAUGCCGAGAAUAGGCGCACUUUAUAGCCACAAACCCUGGCUAUAAGAUAUGCCGAGAACAGGUCAAGCCUGAAAAUAAAUUUCCAAGGGUGCCUGACAAAGUGUCAGGUACCAACUGAUUGGUGCCUGACACUGGACAUUUUGUGCUUGACAAAAAAUAUUAACGCAACAGAGCAAAUAUAAUUUUUUGUGAAAAGCUUAGUAACAACAAUUAUGCCACUACUCACUAGUCAAUGUACCUAUUACCUAAUGAACAAAAUUUUGAUCUAGACAAGUCUAGACAAAAGUUUCAUCACAGCUUGAAAGAGCAUCACAAAAUUAGUAAUAUUCCGAAGUUUCGUUGCGAAAUGUUGUAAAAUUCGGAUAAUAUAGCCCUGCGAAGUUUGCCGUUUUCCGCUUUCUGAAAAAAGGUAUCAAUUUCCCGCGCGUAUUACAAAAUGACUGAAAAACGGCAAACUUGGCCGGGGUAUAUUAUCCGCAUUUUACAACAUUUCGCAACGAAACUUUGGAAUAUUACUAAUUUUGUGAUGCUCUUUCAAGCUGUGAAUGUGAAGAAAUUUUUGUUUAGACUUGUCUAGAUCAAAAUUUUGUUCAUUAGGUAAUAGGUCCAUUAUACCAUACGGAAUCGAACAAUCAUAAAUUUCACAGCAUUUUCACAGGCAUAUUGUAUUUUUAAUGCCAGUUGUAAACAGUUUCACCAAUAGUUGUAUUAAUAUGCUGCCGGACAAACUGUCCGCCAAAAAAACAGUUGUGCCGGACAAUUACCUUUUCGUACCGGACAAUGUCCGUGACCGGCCGCUUAUUUUCAGGCUUGGAACAGGCGUACUUUAUGGCCACAACCAGUGGGUUUGAGGUAUGUGCCGAAAUCCGGCGUACUGUAUGGCCGCAAACCGUAAAAAAAGCGAGAUGGAUUUAUAUUUAAAUUGAUAUUAGUUAUUCAUAUUUUUGAUUUUCGCAUUUUUUAGGCUGACAGUGAUCAACCACUCAUAGAAAUAGAUGACUCCAUUACCAAGUUAGUAUUAGCCGUUUAACUUUUCUAUAUCUUCCAUUGUUCAAAUGCUUUGAAGAGGCGAGAACGAAGAGCCUCUUGUCCUAUCGAUUGAAAAUCCCACUUCCACACUUGAUUAGGUUCAGAAUUUGAAUCUCGUAUGUAAUUGGCCAUUUGUAAAAAGAUGUCAAACCGGUUUGAGAAAUAAACAUUACUGUAAGUUAAUUAUAGCCUGUAUUAAAAUAUUCUAUUAAACUCAACCAAGCAUGAAUAUUAAUACUCCUGUGAAAGAGGUAUCAAACUGAUUACUAUUAUGUUUAUCUCCUGAGAAAUUUGAUACCUUCUUCACAGGAGUAUUAAUAUUCAUGCUCGGUUGAGUUUAAUAGAAUAUUUUAAUACGGGCUAUAAUUAACUUGCAGUAAUGUUUAUCUCUCAAACCGGUUUGACAUAUUUUUACAAAUGGCCAAUCACAUGCGAGAUUCAAAUUCUGAACCUAAUCAAGUGUGGAAGUGGGAUUUGCAAUCGAUGUAACCGAGGCUCUCCGUUCUCGCCUCUCGUUUCUUUCACCUCGCAAAGAGCCUCUGGAACCAGGGUAAUGCUUUGUGAGUCUUCACCGAAACACCAUAUUAAUUUUGUUCGUUAUUAAAGUUAUUUUCUUGUUGCAGCAAUAUAACUUAUGUGGUGACACCUCUUGUACCUGGCGAUGGCGAUGCAAAUCUUUACAG